This is a messenger RNA of Quercus robur (English oak), 814 nucleotides long. RefSeq lists its product as uncharacterized. The record is from RefSeq and is a predicted model, not a curated record. Gene Ontology annotation, biological process: snoRNA localization; box C/D snoRNP assembly; maturation of LSU-rRNA from tricistronic rRNA transcript (SSU-rRNA, 5.8S rRNA, LSU-rRNA). Bases 88 to 543 code for a protein of 151 amino acids. The transcript has 8 exons. Gene Ontology annotation, cellular component: pre-snoRNP complex; nucleus. NCBI's taxonomy places the organism in Eukaryota, Viridiplantae, Streptophyta, Magnoliopsida, Fagales, Fagaceae.
GGGAAAAAAAAAAAAAAAAACAAAACAGAGAGAGAACUGAUUCCGACCUAGCUGAAGAGAAUCGCGGGCGGCACCGUGUGUGAAAAAAUGGGUCCUCGAAAGUGUGAAGUCUGCAAUGAAGCCCUUUCUAAGUACAAGUGUCCCUCAUGUCUUGUUCCUUACUGUUCCCUUGUCUGUUUCAAGAAACACAAAGAAAUCCCUUGUGCUAAGCCAGUGUCAUCUGAUGAAAAACCAAGGAUUUCAGGCUUACCUCUGAUGAGCCAAGUAACAGGGGAUCUCUCUCCUGUUCCGGAAUCACUUGUAGAGAGACCAUUGACUGCUGAACAACCCGGGGAUGUGCUGCAAAAGUUGCAACUAGAGGCUAUAGCUUCUUCCAGUGAAAUUCGGGAUGCUUUGAAGGAUGGAAACCUCCAGAAACUCAUCUACAAUAUUGAUGGUUCCCCAGAUGCAGAGAAUGAACUUGAUAAAGCUAUGGGAGUGGAGGUGUUUCGCACAUUCACUGAAAAGAUUCUAUCUGCUGCAAGUGCAAGCAGUCAAUUGUAACGUGAGGAAGAAGUAACAUCUGUUGCAUGAAGUUCAAAAUUUUAUUGAAGCAGCAGUUUGGGAAGUCAACAUCGACUUUGACUUCAAUAGAGCUCUUUCAAUCUGGCUGGCACCUCUAACCUGUCUUGCAUCCUGGUUAAGAAGUACGUUUUAAAUAUAAGUGUUUAAUAUACAAGUAGUCAGUGAAAUAGAGAGCAUAAUCAUGUGUAAAAUAAUUGUGUCUAUUUUUGGCUCUUCAAUGGAAAACCGAACUAUUGAGUUUGGAAAGCAA